Aspergillus brunneoviolaceus CBS 621.78 is the source of this 897-nucleotide messenger RNA. RefSeq names its product bZIP transcription factor. The coding region runs from base 1 to 897 and encodes 298 amino acids. Gene Ontology annotation, molecular function: DNA-binding transcription factor activity. Lineage: Eukaryota; Fungi; Ascomycota; Eurotiomycetes; Eurotiales; Aspergillaceae. Gene Ontology annotation, biological process: regulation of DNA-templated transcription. The transcript has 2 exons. The record is from RefSeq and is a predicted model, not a curated record.
AUGGCCUCGACAUCGCCGGUGGAGGAAAUGAUUGACCAGGAGGACUGGAGUCACAUCUCCGAACCGGCCUUGCGCAAACGCAUUCAGAACCGCAAUUCACAACGCAAGCUACGCGCAAAGCGCAAAUUGCAGAACCAGCCGAUCUCAUUUGACAUCAUGAGGUCCACGUCAGCUUCCGAGAUAGACCUGGACUUUUCGGGAGCGCCUGUGGCAGACGACUUCCUCUUAGACGGGCUCAUUGACCCCCUCAACCCGCUGUCUCCCUCACUAGAUCUCGACUUGAUGACGCCACAGCUGGAUGUCCACAACUCUUCCACCCUCGACCUCAGUGCGCUAGAAAGCCCCUCCUGGCCCGAAGGCCCCGAUCACGAAUACUUGGCUGCUGGGUCGGGAAGGAUCGACGAAGGGGCCUUGAUACUGGACCCUGCUCUGGUCUCCGAUGUCUCCACUCCUGGUCCCGGGGUAGCCACGAGUAUUGUGGGAGCCUCCACUCAAUCCAGCAAUGACAUCCACAUCUAUAUCCACCAUGACUGUCCAACUCCCGUGCUUCCGGAUACCGCCGAUCAGCUGCCGCUGCCGCCGUCGCCGGCCCGUCGAUCCCGCUGGAGCAGCCGCAUUUUUCACAUCCACAGUAACAACACCAACACCAACACCAACACCAACACCAACAACGCGGGCAGAGGUGAGAGCAGCUGUUCGGCCGCCCGGAAUAAACGCCGGGCCGCCCCGGCCCCACCACCGCCGGGGCCUACAGCCCAUUUCCGGGGCAUAUGCCACCAUUGCGGAUCCCUGACGGGGCUGGGGACGGGGCCGGGGCAGCCCGACUCGCCCUAUCCCAGCAGCCACAGCCACAGUCACAGUCACAGUCACAGUCACAGGUCGGUACACAUCGCUUAG